ACUGUAGAGGAGCUUACAAAAACUCUGAAAGCUAUGAAGGAUGGAAAGGCAGCAGGGCCCUCGGGACUCACAAAUGAUAUUAUCAAAGCAUCUGGAACUGCAGGUAUCCAAACGUUACUACAACUUUGCCGUGAAAUCUGGAGAAAUUGCUCAAUGCCGACUGAAUGGAACUAUAGCAUGACAGUCCCGCUAUACAAAGGCAAAGGUUAUCCAUUAAACUGUUCAUCAUAUCGGGGUAUACGUCUGUUA
Molecule: messenger RNA, 249 nt
Organism: Helobdella robusta
Lineage: Eukaryota; Metazoa; Annelida; Clitellata; Rhynchobdellida; Glossiphoniidae
Exons: 1
Source: RefSeq, a predicted model, not a curated record